AAAUAAUAAUAAGAAAAACAAUCACACUACUACUGGUUUCUCACCUGUUUUCGAUACUACCAAAGCUACCCAACGGCCCUCUCAAAGACAUUUCUUCCUUGUUUUGAUCGAAACCCCCUUCUGUCUUCCAACUUAUAUAUACAUAUAUAUCUAUACAUACACUGAAACUCCAUAGCCAAAAAAGACUAGUACAUUUUUCUCUGAUCUGAAAGGUCUGUGAUCAAAUUAUUGAAAUGGCAACUACUACUCCUAAUAUGCAUAUUGCUAUAGCAAGAACCCCCACCUUUUCUUCUCGUGAUGUUUCAAAACCAAGCAUUGCAGUUUUCAGUAGCGACGUUAAGGGGGUGUCAUGUGCAAAGCUUAAAAGCUCAUGUCAUGUCUCUUCUACACAUUUAUUAUCUCAAAAAGUCAAAUCCAGUCCUUUGAGAUUUGAAAGGAUGGUCACAAAAGCCAUGUCGGAUUCGAGUGACACAAAACCUCUUCCGGGGUUGCCUGUUGAUCUAAGAGGAAAGAGGGCAUUCAUUGCUGGUAUAGCUGAUGAUAACGGAUAUGGUUGGGCCAUAGCAAAAUCUCUAGCUGCUGCUGGUGCCGAGAUUCUUGUUGGCACAUGGGUCCCAGCACUCAACAUAUUUGAGAGUAGUCUUCGUAGGGGAAAGUUCGAUGAAUCACGUGUUUUGCCAGAUGGAUCUUUGAUGGAAAUUACUAAAGUUUACCCGUUAGAUGCCGUUUAUGACACUCCUGAAGAUGUUCCUGAGGAUGUCAAAACUAACAAGCGCUAUGCGGGGGCCACAAAGUGGACUGUCAAGGAAGUAGCCGAAUCUGUAAAAGAGGACUUUGGCAGCAUUGACAUCCUUGUUCAUUCAUUAGCCAAUGGACCUGAGGUUACCAAACCUCUCUUAGAAACAUCAAGGUACGGGUAUCUUACGGCAAUCUCUGCAUCAAGCUAUUCUUAUGUAUCCUUGCUCCAGCAUUUUGUUCCAAUAAUGAACCCAGGUGGUGCUUCAAUAUCUCUGACGUACAUUGCUUCCGAAAGGAUCAUACCAGGAUAUGGUGGAGGUAUGAGCUCUGCCAAGGCUGCUUUGGAGAGUGACACAAAGGUGCUGGCAUUUGAAGCGGGAAGAAAACAUAGAAUCAGAGUGAACACAAUAUCCGCAGGACCACUAAGAAGUCGUGCUGCCAAGGCAAUCGGUUUUAUUGAUAUGAUGAUUGAUUAUUCAUCAGAGAAUGCGCCGUUGCAGAAGGAAUUAUCAGCAGAGGAGGUAGGAAAUGCUGCUGCUUUCCUGGCAUCACCACUGGCUUCUGCUAUCACCGGGACAGUUUUGUAUGUAGACAAUGGGUUGAAUGCAAUGGGAGUUGGAGUUGACAGCCCAGUUUUUAAGGAUCUCAACAUCCCAAGAGAUAACAAAAGUUAAGGUAGUGAGCAAGCACAACAUUGUUGUGAUUUUUCGAAUAAAUCUGUAAUCGUCUUUGUUUGAAUAGCUUAGUUUGGCUUUUACUGUAAUUUGUCUCAGACAUUGUAUGCUGUAAUAGCAUUGAUUUUUUUUCA
Molecule: messenger RNA, 1546 nt
Organism: Erigeron canadensis
Lineage: Eukaryota; Viridiplantae; Streptophyta; Magnoliopsida; Asterales; Asteraceae
Product: enoyl-[acyl-carrier-protein] reductase [NADH], chloroplastic-like
Exons: 13
Coding region: 234-1412 (392 amino acids)
Biological process (GO): fatty acid biosynthetic process
Molecular function (GO): enoyl-[acyl-carrier-protein] reductase (NADH) activity
Source: RefSeq, a predicted model, not a curated record